Messenger RNA from Cynara cardunculus var. scolymus (artichoke), 1261 nucleotides. Its product is annotated as probable WRKY transcription factor 65. Gene Ontology annotation, biological process: regulation of DNA-templated transcription. Lineage: Eukaryota; Viridiplantae; Streptophyta; Magnoliopsida; Asterales; Asteraceae. The record is from RefSeq and is a predicted model, not a curated record. Gene Ontology annotation, molecular function: DNA-binding transcription factor activity; transcription cis-regulatory region binding. Gene Ontology annotation, cellular component: nucleus. The transcript has 3 exons. The coding region runs from base 75 to 941 and encodes 288 amino acids.
AUACACACAUACAAACACAGAAAAGAAAGAAGGUGGUCGAUCUGUGUCAAGAAAGAUUUGGGAGCUAAUAGAUCAUGGAAGUCGGAUUUCAUCCGUUCACUAUUCAUCAAGAAGACAACCAAAACUCACCGGAAAACAGCGAUGAUUCACCGGCUUCCGCUCUGUUCUACGACACCAAAGCAACAUCUACAUCCUCUCCUAAACGAAGACGAGGGACACAGAAAAGGGUGGUGCAGGUACCGAUCAAAGACGUUGAAGGAUCUCGUUUAAAGGGCGAGACGAAUGCUCCGCCGUCUGAUUCUUGGGCUUGGAGAAAGUACGGCCAGAAACCCAUCAAAGGAUCUCCUUACCCAAGGGGGUAUUAUAGGUGUAGUAGCUCCAAAGGUUGUCCAGCAAGAAAACAAGUAGAAAGGAGCCGGACGGACCCUACAAUGGUGAUGGUGACAUAUUCGUGUGAGCACAACCACCCUUGGCCGGCAUCUAGAAACAACAAUCAUCACCACCACAAUGCACCAGCGUCACCUCCGUCCACCACCACCACCGAACCAGCCACUUCCAACAUCGAUGACCAAGUGGAAGUAGAACCGCCAACCUUCACUAGGCAAUCCGAGCCCGAGCUUGAGCGUGAACCUGAACCUGAACCUGACCAAAAGUUCACAAGCCUCGAAGUGGGAUCAUGUGGGCCAUUCGCAGCAACCACGGACCAAUACAGGUGGUUCUCAGACUUGGACUCCACUUCAUCAACCAUGCUCGAAAGCCCCUUAAUGGCUAGGGACAUAGUCGAAGAUAGCGACAUGGCGAUGAUCUUUUCGAUUAGAGAAGACGAAGAGUCCUUUUUCGCCGAUCUAGGCGAACUACCGGAAUGCACGACGGUUUUCAGGCGGAAAGUGGUGGAGGAGCACCGCCGGAACUUGGCUCCAUGGUGUGGUACCACCGGGUGAUGACGUUGCAAGAAUCAAUAAGUAAUUACAGAGAAAAAUGUCACCUAACAAAUUUGUCUUAACUGUGGGCAGGUAUAUGUAAAACUCCAAGAUUUGCAUACAGUGCGGCUAAAGAUACCGAAAGAAGCAAUUUUUAAAAUCUUUCCAUAUUUGAAUUUCUUUUUUUUUUCUUUUUAUUAUUAAUUUCAUUAGAUAUUCCAAGAUUUCAGUGUCAUGAAAAAUAAAUAAAAAAAUGGGAAAAAAAAUGUUAUUGGGGAGAAAUAUGUCUCGAUAUGUGCGUAGUUAAGCAUUCUAUUGGCCAUGCCACUUUAACCAAAGUU